Molecule: messenger RNA, 1107 nt
Organism: Austrofundulus limnaeus
Lineage: Eukaryota; Metazoa; Chordata; Actinopteri; Cyprinodontiformes; Rivulidae
Source: RefSeq, a predicted model, not a curated record
CUUCUGCUGCUGCAUAAUGUAAUGUUAAUAAUCAACUACAACUGCUAACAUUGUGAAUAGCUUGUUUUAAAGUUGUUGCAGUCAGAUCUUCUGUAUUUUGUUGUGUAUUUUUUUCGCUUUUUUUCUCGUGUUUUUUUUUUUCAGGUUGUAGUGUAUUCUAAUGAAGAUGGCUUCUGGGUCUUCAAAAUCUCAGCAGUAAUGGUAUGCUUAAAGAAAUGACUCUGUAGGCAAAAGUUAUUCUUGAACAGUGAGGUUUAUUCAGAAUAACAGCCUAAACCAAAUCAAGAGACUUCGGGCCAAUGAAGUGACGUAAUCCCCAGAACUUUCUGGGUCGCCCCUUCUUAUAAACCUUUUACCACACCCAGGUGUAAACAAAGCAGGAUCAACCUACAUGCAUUCCUUCUGUAGGAGUUUGCUGCUGAAAUGACACACAAACAUGUUUACUACCCAAAGCUGUUUUUAACAAAUGAGCUAAGGAUGAGUGUAUUUUUCCCAUCCUUAUAAGGAAUUGCUGAGUCGUUAAUUUAAAAGCAAACAGCUCCUGACUGAAACACAAUUCUGCAGGAUGACUCCAUACACCUCAAGGUUUUUAAGCGGACCCCAUUUUAACUUCAGCAGAUCACAGUCUCCCUCUGAGUUUCAGUCUUUGAAAGAUGAGGAGUCAUCUUCAUAGUGGUGACCUCACUUGUGAUCAUCAUGGCAGCUGCGAUUCCUUUGGAGGAGCUAAAAUAUGGGGACAUAAUUGCCUUCCCUCGUACAACAGUAUGCGGCGUCCCUUACACUUACAAGCAUUAUGGUAUUUUUCUGGACAAAAAGAGAUUCCCAGACCAAAAAGAAGAUGACAACCUAUUUCACUUCACAGGUCCAGUCUCAACAAAAAAGUUGACCGGCUGCAUCUUUGAUAAAUUAAAACCUGGUGAUGUAAUCGAGCGUGACAAUUUCCUGGACGACAUUCCACUGAUCAAGGAAAACAACUUAGUUUCUGAAGAUCGCAUAACAAAACGAAUUGCAGAAAAGUAUAAAAGCUGUAAGAUGUGGAAGCCCACUAAGAACAACUGUGAACAUCUCUCUACCUACGUGCGUUAUGGAUUAAAAAUUUCACUUCAG